AUGAAUUCUCCAGAGGACAGUUCUUCCUCUUCCACACAGAAGACCUCGGAUUGGUCCAACCAGCAAACAGCCACUCCACAGCCAGGAGUUAGCCCUCCGUCUCCCACACACUGCUUUGGGGAUGGGGAAGGAACAAGCUCUGCUAAGCCAGCUGAAACACCUGUUUCAACCAACCCUGCAACCCCAUCUGAAACACCAGUUUCAAUCAACCCUUCUAGCCCGUCUCAAACACUUGUUUCACCCCAAAAAAAGAGGACAGCAGAGAAAAUAACCUCUGAUGCAUCACAGCCACAGGGUGAACGUCGCAAGAGGGGGAGGCCACCCAAACACAAGAAACCCCAGACUGACACAGAACACCAGAUCCAUCAGGCCCAGUCCCCUACAGUUUCACAUCCAUGUUUACAGCCAGAGGACCAAAUAGAGGCUGUGACACUGACACCCAACUUGCCUGUGAUACCUGAGGACAGGUGUCAGUCACCUGAUGCCCAAACAAAGGCUGAGACACAGCUCCUGUCACCCAGCUCACCUGUGCCUGAGGAUAGGUGCCAGUCAACUGAGGCCACCUCUGAACCACCAUGCCCCACCUUGGACUUACAGAGCCCCAAUAAGGGACAGAGUAAGAAUGGGCCCCAUCUCUCCAGUGCUUCUGUUGGACAUGGAGACACAACAGGCCCUAAUGUUCUAAUCACUGGUGGAUACAGAUACUCACAGGCCACUGAGGCCAGGGUGCUGGGGGAUAAACCCAGCCAGAAUGACAGUAUCACAGCCUCUGGGAUAUUUUUAAACAAAUGUGCCAAAGAGCAAAGGACUCUGUGCCAGUCACCACAGAAUCUGAGAGAUGGGAGAAAGGCGGCAAAAAAAUCACAAAUUCAUAAGGUCGACCAGCCACAGGAGAGUGAGACUGUGAGAAAUGGGGAAAAUACAUCUAAACCCUUACCGACCAUUAAGGUAGAACAGGAGAAUUGCCUAACACAAAAGACUGGGCGAAAGAGGAAAUAUACAAAAAAAUCACAGAGCCAUAAGGUAGACCAGCCAAGGGACACUGACCAGUCACAGGAGAGUGAGACUGUGAGAAAUGGAAAAAAUACAUCUAUAAAAUCACCAACCCAUAAGAUAGACUGGUCACAGGAGACGGUAAGAAAGAGGACGUAUACAAAACAUUCUCAGACCCCUAAGGUAGACCAGUCACAGGAGGCUGACCAGUCACAGGAGGCUGACCAGUCACAGGAGGCUGACCAGUCACAGAAAACUGUGCGAAAUGGGAAAAAGACAUCUAUAAAAUCACCAACCCAUAAGGUAGACCAGUCACAAGAGUCUGUAACAAAAAGGAAAAAUAUGUCUAAAAUAUCUUCAACCCACAAGGUAGACCACUCACAAGAGACUGUGCAAAAGGGGAAAUAUACAAAAAAAUCACAGACCCAGGAGACUGACCAGUCACAGGAGGAGACUGGAAAAAUCACAUCUAUGAAAUCACAGACGAAUAGAGUAGACCAGGCGGCAUCUAAAACAUCACAAAGCCAUACGGUAGAACGGUCACUCGGGAUUGACCAAUCACAGGAGACAGUGAGAAAGAGGAACUAUACAAAAAAAUCACAGAGCCAUAAGGAGCACUCACAUGAGACUGUGAGAAAUGUGGAAAAUACAACAAAAAAAUCACAGAAGCAUAAGGUAGUUUUACGAGACACGGAACAGUCACAGGAGGAAACUAUAAAAAAUCGGAAAUAUACUAAGAAAUCAAAUAUCUAUAAGGUAGACUCAGGGGUCCCUUCACUCCCUGUGCUAUCUGCAGACCUCUCCACCAACCUUUCCUCUCCCACACUCAGUCCUCCUUGGGUCCCAAAGAGAAAAUGUACCAAAAAAUCACAGACCCACAAGGUAGACUCAGAUGUCCCCUCCUCACUCCCUGUACUGUCUGCAGACCUCUCCUCCAGCCUGCAGAGGAGGAACUGCCUGGCCCUGAACAUGAAUUCUCCAGAGGACAGUUCUUCCUCUUCCACACAGAAGACCUCGGAUUGGUCCAACCAGCAAACAGCCACUCCACAGCCAGGAGUUAGCCCUCCGUCUCCCACACACUGCUUUGGGGAUGGGGAAGGAACAAGCUCUGCUAAGCCAGCUGAAACACCUGUUUCAACCAACCCUGCAACCCCAUCUGAAACACCAGUUUCAAUCAACCCUUCUAGCCCGUCUCAAACACUUGUUUCACCCCAAAAAAAGAGGACAGCAGAGAAAAUAACCUCUGAUGCGUCACAGCCACAGGGUGAACGUCGCAAGAGGGGGAGGCCACCCAAACACAAGAAACCCCAGACUGACACAGAACACCAGAUCCAUCAGGCCCAGUCCCCUACAGUUUCACAUCCAUGUUUACAGCCAGAGGACCAAAUAGAGGCUGUGACACUGACACCCAACUUGCCUGUGAUACCUGAGGACAGGUGUCAGUCACCUGAUGUCCAAACAAAGGCUGAGACACAGCUCCUGUCACCCAGCUCACCUGUGCCUGAGGAUAGGUGCCAGUCAACUGAGGCCACCUCUGAACCACCAUGUCCCACCUUGGACUUACAGAGCCCCAAUAAGGGACAGAGUAAGAACGGGCCCCAUCUCUCCAGUGCUUCUGUUGGACAUGGAGACACAACAGGCCCUAAUGUUCUAAUCACUGGUGGAUACAGAUACUCACAGGCCACUGGGGCCAGGGUGCUGGGGGAUAAACCCAGCCAGAAUGACAGUAUCACAGCCUCUGGGAUAUUUUUAAACAAAUGUGCCAAAGAGCAAAGGACUCUGUGCCAGUCACCACAGAAUCUGAGAGAUGGGAGAAAGGCGGCAAAAAAAUCACAAAUUCAUAAGGUCGACCAGCCACAGGAGAGUGAGACUGUGAGAAAUGGGGAAAAUACAUCUAAACCCUUACCGACCAUUAAGGUAGAACAGGGGAAUUGCCUAACACAAAAGACUGGGCGAAAGAGGAAAUAUACAAAAAAAUCACAGAGCCAUAAGGUAGACCAGCCAAGGGACACUGACCAGUCACAGGAGAGUGAGACUGUGAGAAAUGGGAAAAAUACAUCUAUAAAAUCACCAACCCAUAAGGUAGACCAGUCACAAGAGUCUGUAACAAAAAGGAAAAAUAUGUCUAAAAUAUCUUCAACCCACAAGGUAGACCACUCACAAGAGACUGUGCAAAAGGGGAAAUAUACAAAAAAAUCACAGACCCAGGAGACUGACCAGUCACAGGAGGAGACUGGAAAAAUCACAUCUAUGAAAUCACAGACGAAUAGAGUAGACCAGGCGGCAUCUAAAACAUCACAAAGCCAUACGGUAGAACGGUCACUCGGGAUUGACCAAUCACAGGAGACAGUGAGAAAGAGGAACUAUACAAAAAAAUCACAGAGCCAUAAGGAGCACUCACAUGAGACUGUGAGAAAUGGGGAAAAUACAACAAAAAAAUCACAGAAGCAUAAGGUAGUUUUACGAGACACGGAACAGUCACAGGAGGAAACUAUAAAAAAUCGGAAAUAUACUAAGAAAUCAAAUAUCUAUAAGGUAGACUCAGGGGUCCCUUCACUCCCUGUGCUAUCUGCAGACCUCUCCACCAACCUUUCCUCUCCCACACUCAGUCCUCCUUGGGUCCCAAAGAGAAAAUGUACCAAAAAAUCACAGACCCACAAGGUAGACUCAGAUGUCCCCUCCUCACUCCCUGUACUGUCUGCAGACCUCUCCUCCAGCCUGCAGAGUAGCCUCUCUCCUACUCUCAGCCCUCCUGGCAACCCCUUCUCACCAAACACACCUAAGAGAGUCAGAGGCAGACCUCAGCGGGUCCAGCAGAAGCUCUGUCUUAGCUCCACGCCAGGCCCUCACCCCAGAUCCUCGACAGGAACAGACAACCCCUUCUCUGUCUCCCUGUCUCACGUGGGACUGGGCUCCGAGAUGGAGGGCCCCCAGAACGCCUCACCCAUCACUCCCUGGAAUCUGUUGGAACUAAGCCCUCUGGAGAAGGUACUGGAUCAUCAUCAUCUUCAUCACUGAUUAGAAACAUAUAAUACGUUGUCGGGUGAAUGGUCAUACACUGAAUAGUGCUCUAGAUUGUGGUCAGUGUUUAAAAGUAAUCACCAUUCAAUAACCGUCUCUCUUGCCUAUUGCGUUUCAAUCUGUUUCAAUUAAAUCCCAGUAUUUAUAUGUUCAAUACAAAAUUGUUCACAAAAAUGUAUGUAAUCUCUCCCAGACACACUUAGCUUUACCCGGCAGUAAACCUCGCGGUAGGCCAAGGAAGAACCCGGCUACUGUGAAGGGAGUGAAGACUCAGGGUGGUAAGACGAAGGUGAAGGCUGCAGCAGAGGGAGGGUCCCAGACCUUCAGUUCUGAGGAGGGCCCCCCAGCCAAACGCAGGCGUAGAAGCAGGAAGGGCCAGACAGCAGAGGGAGCUGGCCUGCAGAGCGACGGCACUACCAGCGCUGAGCCACUCCAAUGCUCCAGACCCAGGUUUGAGCUGCAGGAGUCAGACUCACCAGACAAAGACACAGGAGAUGCCGCCCUGUCCUCAGACCUCUCCAUCGAGCUAAGCGUACAGGAAGACCAUGUAACAUCACUGACUCUUGAAGAGGAAGAGGAGGAAGAGCAAGAGGAUGAGGAAGACCUACCCAGUUUCUUAAAUAACACAAGUGAGUAACAUGCUGACUAGACUGGCUACGUUGUGUGCGUGAGCAUUGCUAAAUAAAUGUACACAUGCAUGUUAUUAGGGUGGAACAUACCAGUAUUGCUGUACUUGUUAGUAUCGGGGCAAGGAAACAAAACACAAAGCAGAUUUAAUUUCUGUAGGAAAACAGCCCUAAUGUUGGAAACAAAUAUCAUUAUGUUUGUCAUCCAGAGUAACGUUUAUUUGUUUUCCAAGCUAUAGCACAGAAGAUUUGACAUACAGCAGGUUUUUAAAGGACCAAAGAGUUUGACUGCUUCGUGUUUUCAUUUUUGCCAUUGGAAAAAUAUUGUGAUACAGGUAUCGUCCCGGCCCUACAUGUUAUUCAAUCAUUUAAUCCAAACUGCUCGCACGCUUCAACGGGCGUGUGCAUAGCCAGGCACUUAAAUAGAGCUUGGUUCUAUUUGAGAUGCUUGAAGCACUGCAAGUCCCUCCUCGCCCAUCUACUCAUUGGUUUUCACAAUCCUACUAACCAGCAUGGGAGAUUGAAAGAUGAACGAGGAGAGAUUAAUCAAAGAACUAACUAGGUUUCCCGUUUUAUCUGUGGAUUAAUUGUCGGAGUAGAGAACACAGAUCCAGCAAAAAAAAAAGGACCAUAUGCAUUUCAGGUAAAAUGACAACCCGAUGUUGAUCUCCCAGGACAAAUUAGCUAGCAACAGCAAGCUAGCUAAAUGUCCAUCAAUGUUUUAUGUGUGUUUCGACCUGUCCCCAACUUAAUAUAGUUGGUUCACAGUUGGUUUUGGUAUUUUAACAUGCGUGUCAUGAACACGUCUGGUGGGGAUAGCCAAUAUCAACAUGCACGUGGGGGCCGGUUUGGUCAAGGUGUAAGAGAGAGAGCGAGAGUGUGCGCGUGUGUUGGUAAACUCCCUUGCUGAUAUGAUGCCUUCCUGCAUGUGUACUAUAGCUUAUGUUGAGUUGUUAAUUAAUACUAAAACUAAAAUAACCCGUAGUUAUUUAUCUUUCAGAGCCGCUGUCCAUAACAGAAGGAAUAUGUGUUUGGUGCAAAUUUAGAAGCUAUCCUUUCUGGCCGGCAAUGGUGAGUAUUGAUCGCUGUGCUCCAACUAAAUUAAUUUGGAAUAGUCAUCAGUAGUAACUGAACUAGAAACUGUUUGACUCCAUAGGUGAAGAGUGUGAACCAUAAGCUGAAAAAAGCCAGCAUUGUGUUUAUUGACGACCUGCUGUUUGACAAGAAGAGGAUACGAAAAGGGUAGGAACCAAAACUCUGUAGGAACCAAAACUCUGUUCAGCUCUUCCCACAGUCAUUUCCUUUGAGCUGUAACUGGUGUCCAUUCCCUGAUUGCCCGAUUACCUUCUGCGCUCCAAUAUAAACUGUCGUCUUUUUGUGUUUCUUUUAAAGCUUUUCUGUGGCCCUAAAAACAUUGAAGCCUUUUGACUGUGAAGAGGCUGCUCAACUAGAGGUAAGGAUAACUGAGGAAAACAGUUUCUUAAGAAUACUGACUCCACAGAACAAAUAUAUAAUAUAGAUACAGCUGAUUUUUUAUAUACACUGAACAAAUAUAUAAACGCAAGGUGUAAAGUGUUGGUUUCAUGAGCUGAAAUAAAAGAUCCCAGAAAUGUUCAAUACGCACAAAAAGCUUAUUUCUCUCUAAUUUUGUGGACAAAUUUGUUUACAUCCCUCUUAGUGAGUGUUUAUCCUUUGCCAAGAUAAUCCAUCCACCUGACAGAUGUGGCAUAUCAAGAAGCUGAUUAAACAGCAUGAUCAUUACACAGGUGCACCUUGUUCAGGGGACAACAAAAGGCCACUCUAAAAUGUGCAGUUUUGUCACACAACACAACGCCUCAAGUUUUGAGGAAGCAUGCAAUUGGCAUGCUGACUGCAGGAAUGUCCACCAGAGCUGUUGUCAGAGAAUGUAAUGUUCAUUUCUCUACCAUAAGCCACCUUUGACGUUGUGUAGUGGAAAUUCUUAGCAAUAAUGAGGAGAGACAGGGUCAAUCACCAAUCAGGAUAUUACUUUAUUCAAAACGUAUUAAUAAGGUAAUAAGCGAGGCUGGUUGGCCCAACAGUCUUGACUGUUGGCUGAGAGCCCCGACACAAAGAAUACAAAGAUCUUUUAUAGGAAAGAUACACCCUCUUAGUCUACAUGACAAAUAACAGAUGUAUGGAAUGGGUAACACGGUGAGAAUUGAUAUAUGAGAAAUGAGUAUCUCCCAUCCAGAUAGCUUCCUCUCAUCAUUAUCCAUACCCAAGCCAUCUCUACCUGGUUCCUCAUUACACAAACGCCAACUCAUUCUAUGGAAUGAAUGCUCAGUCAUACCGGAGCCAUCUUCCUCACAUGAAUGGAAUGUGGCUUGUUAGGUUUAUCACCAAAGGCAUCGUAAAUCUACUUUCAGUGUUAACACAGACACAUGAGAGUUUCUAAGAACCCUUUUCUAUUGCAGAAAACAACCAUUUGAUGCAAUAAUAGUAUUAUAACGUCAUCUAGUGAUUUUUGUUCUCACAGUUGUUUUAGAGAAUUUGGUAGUACAUCCAACCGACCUCACAACCGCAGACCAUGUGUAACCACGCCAGCCCAGGACCUCCACAUCCGGCUUCUUCACCUGCGGGAUCGUCUGAGACCAGCCACCCGGACAGCUGAUGAAACUAUGAGUUUGCACAACCGAAGAAUUUCGGCACAAGCUGUCAGAGACCGUCUCAAGGAAGCUCAUCUGCGUGCUCAUCGUCCUCACCAGGGUCUUGACCUGACCUCAGUUCGGCGUCGUAACCGACUUCACUGGGCAAAUGCUCACCUUCGAUGGCCACCGGCAAGCUGGAGAAGUGUGCUCUUCACGGAUGAAUCACGGUUUCAACUGUACCGGGCAGAUGGCAGACAGCGUCAAUGGCGUCGUGUGGGUGACAGAGCAUAUGAGCGGAGUGGAGCAGUGAGAAUCUCAGCUCCUCGCUCACGGAGCUGUUCACCCCUCCGCUCCCCCCGCUCAAAGCCACAUCAGGCCAGUCCGCUCAUUAUUGCUCAGCGCUCAACGCAGUUUGCAUCGCGCUCCACUCAAAUCGCCCCCCCGCUCGCUCCAAAAAAGGAAAGAAAUCUGCAUGUAUUUCACUUUUAGCUUAAACCACAGCCUUACCUCCCAAAGAACUAAAGAGCAACGACAACAUUUUCCAAAUAUAAAUGUUUUAUUACAAAUUAGGCCUAGCCUAUGUAAGAAGGAAUAUACACAAAAAGUCCUGUAAAAUUAAACGAAUCAAUGGGCCUAAUUAUAUAAAUAAAAAUAUACAGGCUAUACAUCAAAGUUUUAAAAGUAAAUUAACUAUUAGGCCAAAAUUCUGAUAACUGAACUUUUGCGCAGCGUGCAUGUGGAUAAAAAUUUAAAUUGGCUUAUAUCCAUUGUCAAACUUUAUUAUAUAUUUUUUUUAAUGAAUUGCUUCCUUAUCUACAGUUCUUUUGAGUUCACCUUCAAGAACACAAGUCUGGCCAAUGUCUGAGGCUUCAGACUCACGCGGUGGUUUCUUGACAGCAGGCCAGCAGCGGAGAAAACCCUCUCUGCGCUCGCAGACCCGCUUGGGAUGCUGAACACAAUGCGAGCUACUUUAGCCAGGCGGGGAAACGACGUGGCGUUUUCUUUCCAAAAUCGAAUAACAUCUGCGUCCGGGUUCUGUCUCGGGGAUGAGAGGAAAUUUUCGACUUCACCUUUGGCGUCUCCGGUUAUGCGUAGUUGCUCGCUGAAGUAUGACCCGAACAGGUGAGCUCUUUUUGGUUCAGGCUCGGGAUUCAGGUCAGCGGCAGGUGGGGUGUCGGUCUCGGGUGUCCCGCUGGGAGUGUUAAUUUCCUCAGCUUCUUUUAUGAGGAGGUCGCGGAUCUCCCCGAGUUUGUUGCAUACAGACUCAUGUCGGAUUAUCCAUUCUGUCUUGAAACGGGGAUCUUACACUGAUGCUAAAAUGAGAUGUUUAUCAGUAUAUUCCAUAGCGAAUUGACACGUUGUUUGCCAAUGUUUCUGCAAAAGCAGCGAUACCCAUUGGAAGUGCAGCGUGAGUGUCAUCGGAGAGCAGGGAUUUGAUUUCUGUGACAGCAGGGAGGAUCAUCCCCAGGUUCCCCAGCUCCUUCUGAAUUUUGUCGGUGAGGUCUGCCAGUGGUGUCAGCACACUGACAAGGUGCGUCAGCUGCCGUACUUGAUUCAGGGUGAUGUUAGCAACAUUAGACUUGAGUUUGUUUUGCCAUAACGGGUAUUUUUGGAACAACCGGAUGAACGACUGAAUCAUCCGCAGCUGGCUGCUCCAUUGAGUGGUGCAGGCAUUUGUGGGGCGGACACCUAAUUGGUCGGUUUCCUCUGUGUUCAGGGUGCUCUUGCGUACACUUUUCACCAGGUGCCCGACUUUUGUGCUUGUUAACGGCGUCUUUGAUCGCCAGCUGAAGCAUGUGAAUGGGGCAUCUCAGAUGUAAAUUUGACACAGUAAAGUACUGAUUUAUCAUAGUUUCUACAUUAGUGGUAAUCACUUCCACAUGAACUUGCGAGGGUGCAGGUGGUCCCUCAUCCUCCUCUUCAUGUUCUACGCUGCUGCUGGCAUCCGCGGUCACUUCAUCCUCCGCCUCCUCUUCAGUGCCAGGGAGGAGGUUAAACGCCUUGAUCAUGUUGCUGGCACUGUCAGUGACGACCCGAAUCGCACGUCGUUGCACGUUCCAAUAUUUCAGUACACUUUCAUACUUUUGGUAAAUACGAUCUGCGGUAUGGUGCCCCUGUAUGUGCUCACAGCCCAACAAAACCGUGUGCCCCCGGAUCGUCCCAUCAAUGAAACUGGCCACGAUGCCAAGGAAGCUGUGCCCUCUUCUACUGGUCCAAAUGUCCGCAGACAGAACGAGCCCAUCACCAUUUUGCAGUAGGUCUUGCAGUUUGGCUUCCAUCUCUUCCAGGGCAUGUGGCAUGAGCGUGUCCCGUACGGUGUUGUAGCAUGGGGGGGUGUAGCCCGGUUGAGCUGCGCUGGCAAAGUGUUGCAUCCCUUCGCGUUCUCCUUUACUCAGUGGUUCAUAGUCCAUGUAAAUCAUUUUAAAAAAUGCUACAUCCAGCUCUCUUUUUCUCUCCCUUGUUAUGGUUGGGCCUUUGCGUGCAGUGAAGAAACUUUUGAAUUCCUCAACCCUUUUCUCUUGUUGCUGCUGCUGCUCCUCUUGCUCUAUAAAAUACAAAUUCACGGACGACACAAAUUAAAUUAAACAAACCAUAUAUUAGGCCUACUUUAAAUGACAAAACAAAUUUGUUUGAAUAUUAGGCUAUAUUUACUUUACACUUUUGUAACAAGUUACCGUAUUCAACUUGCUAACCUUUUGCUUCCUUCCCAGCGUGUUCACGUAGCACACUUUCGUGUUUUCGAGAGAUGUGUAUUUUUAGAUUCCAAAAUGAAACUUUACUGACUGAAAGGAUGUCACCACAUUCUUUUUCUUGUACCACAUUAUCAUUGUUAGUUAGUUUUAUAUUAAUAGUACACCUGUAUGACUUCUCAUUUUCCUUUUUGAAGUACUUGGUGAACUCCAUUAUUGUGCCGAGUUUUGACUGAAAAUAGUCUACUGUUGAUGACUGUGCAAGACACAGAUGGAUUCUGGGUCAGGCUUGAGCAUGCUUCGGACUCGUGGUGUGAACGGAGCGAAAUUGGAGCGGGACAUAGGGCGACGCUCCGUCAUUUUAAAAAUGCCGCUCUGCGCUCUGUCCAAAAUCCGCCCGCUCGCGCUACGUAGAACGAACACAAUUGCAUUUUAUCGAUGGCAAUUUGAAUGCACAGAGAUACCGUGAUGAGAUCCUGAGGCCCAUUGUUGUGCCAUUCAUCCGCCGUCAUCACCUUAUGUUUCAGCAUGAUAAUACACAGCCCCAUGUUUCAAGGAUCUGUACACAAUUCCUGGAAGCUGAAAAAGUCCCAGUUCUUCCAUGGCCUGCAUACUCACCAGACAUGUCACCCAUUGAGCAAGUUUGGGAUGCUCUGGAUCGACGUGUAAGACAGUGUGUUCCAGUUCCCGACAAUAUCCAGCAACUUUGCACAGCCAUUGACGAGGAGUGGGACAACAUUCCACAGGCCACAAUCAACAGCCCGAUCAACUCUAUACAAACGAGAUGUGUCGCGUUGCAUGAGGCAAAUGGUGGUCACACCAGAUACUGACUGGUUUUCCCAGUCAUGUGAAAUCCAUAGAUUAGGGCCUAAUGCAUUUAUUUCAAUUGACAGAUUUCCUUGUAUGCAACUCAGUAAAAUCUUUUAAAUUGUUGCAUGUUGCGUCUUAUAUUUUUGUUCAGUGUAUAUUUUUAAAAUAUUUCUGGUGACUGUUGUGUUGAUGUUUCCUAUUGUCUGUAGUGUAAAGCCAGGGAGAAGUAUGAUGCUGCCAUCCAAUGGUGUCUCGCGUUGAUAGCCGACUAUAGAAUCCGUAUCGGUAAACUAUUCUCCACUUCUCUUAGAAUGAGCACCUUGACCCAGAUUAAACUCAGUGUUAUAUUGCCCAUUACUGUCGUUGAUGUUUGUAUUGUCUUUGCAGGAUGCGGCUUCACCGGUUCCUUCAUUGAAUACUUUUCUGAUGACAUAAGUAAGUUCACGUCCAUUCACUCAAGACAUCUCAGCUGCUGUCUGUCCUCAGUUUAAACAGGUCGUUAGUACAACAUCAUGUAUUCUCCGUGACUGACCUGACUAAAUAAAGGUUAGAUAGAUCAAUACAUUACCUCUCUGAUCCCUCCCCCACCUCCCCCAGGCUGCCCAGUGAGAAGGCGCUACCCCCAGGGCACCUCAGACCUGACCUUCCCCAGUAAGCUAAUUCUGGAGGAGCAGCACGUAACCUCUGAUCCGGAAGGGGAAGAUCAAGAGGGCAGCAAACGGCAGGAGGAGGAGAGGAGGAGGAAGCUGCUGCCUGACCGUUCGAAGGCUGCACGUAACCGUGCCAACGAGAAACUGGUAGACUUCAUCGUCAGGCAGCGCCGGGUGGAGACACACCUUCUGGUGAGUAACCAUGCUGAUGCCUCUCUCACUCUCCCAGGCACUCAGUAUAGCAGUUGUUCUCUCCCUCCAUCUGUCCAUCCCUCUCCUUCGUCUGUCAGUAUCUUCUCUCCCUCUCUCCAUCCCUCUCUCCAUCCCCCUCUCUCUGUCCAUUCUCUCUCUUUCCUUCCAUCUUUCUCUGUAUGUAAUAUGGUCUCCAAACUGGAGUAGCUCAGUUGGUAGAGCAUGGCGCUUGCAAUGCCAGGGUUGUGGGUUCGAUUCCCACGGGGGGAGAGUAUGAAAAAAAUGUAUGCACUCACUAACUGUAAGUCGUUCUGGAUAAGAGCUAAAUGACUAAAAUGUACAUGUAAAUAACCCCUCUCUCUAACCCCAGGGUGUGAUCAGCGGUCAGCAGCAGUCUAAGUGGCUGCGUUGGUUCCUGGCGGCCAGUCGGUCAGUAGUGGACACCUACCUGGAGGACGAGGAGCAGCUGGACCAGGUGUACCAGUACCUGAGAGGGGUGUACGAGACCGCCCCCCUCACCGCACCCUGUCUGGCCGAUGUAGACCGCAUCCGCUUGGUACUGGACGUGCUCUUACCAGAGGUCCGAAUGCAAGAGAAUAGAAUACAACUUAAUUGUCCCAUCGAAACACAAAUGUGUAUUUUUGCUGUCUGUUUUUAUUACCAUUCUUUAUUGUUGAAGUGACGUUAAAAGUCCUACUCCAGACUCCUUUUCACCUCAAUUAACACCUGAUUUCCUUAACAAAAGGCACAUGUCAAUAGGUGGUCCAGGUAUGACAUGACUUGGCACAAGUAGGGGGGAUGGGCCUUUCCUCUUUUGUUCUCUAUUGUUCCUCAAGCGUUGAGGGAGGCCGAUGACAUCACAUCAGACCAUCAGACCAACUCCUUGAAUGCCAUAAUCCUUGAAGUGUGCAGUUGUCUAAAAAACACAACAUUCCUCAUAAAUUAGUCUUCAAUUAGUUAUUAUUCUGAAGGGUGAGGUCCAAAAGGCUUCUCAACGGCUUCUACGCCCAAGCCAUAAGACUCCUGAACAGCUAAACAUGGCUACCCGGACUAUUUGCACUGCCCCCCCACCCCAUCAUUUUACGCUGCUGCUACUCUGUAAAUUAUUUAUGCAUAAUCACUUUAACUCUACCCACAUGUACAUAUUACUUCAACUACCUCAACUAGCCGGUGCCCCCGCACAUUGACUCUGCACCGGUACCCCCCGUAUAUAUAGCCUCCCUACUGUUAUUUUAUUUUACUUCUGCUCUUUUUUUCUCAACACUUUUUUGUUUUAUUCUACUUUUUUUUAUUAAAAAUAAAUGCAUUGUUGGUUAAGGGCUGUAAGUAAGCAUUUCACUGUAAUGUCUGCACCUGUUGUAUUCGGCGCGUGUGGCCAAUACAAUUGGAUUUGAUUUGAUCUUUUUGUGUAGGCUAUUAUCUAUGCGAUAGCUGGAGUGGACGAGUUGUCACUGGUGAAGGCAGAGGACAAAUACUUGAAAGGGCCCUGUCUGAGUAAAAGGUAAGUGAUGAGUUAAAGCCUAGGCAUUAGCUUGGGGAGCUAACGCAAUCAGGUUUCCGUUUACACUUAUUUCUGGUUCUAAAUCUGUUUUCCUCUCCUUGCUUCUCUCCUCAGGGAAAGAGAGGAGUUUGAUGCGAUGAUCGAGCAACAGAUGAAGAUGAAAGCAUCGAUCCGUCAGCGUCCUGCACACUGAACGUAACACGGCCUACUUGGCUUCCAACCCUCAGACUAAGAGUGCCAUAGGGCACUGGUCAAAAGUAGUGUGAAUACAGUGCCAUUUGGGAUGCAGCCUCAGAAUGCUGGUGUCCUAAUCAAACGAUCCUUCUAAGCAUUAUAGGACAAUACGUAAGUAAGUAGCCUUGUCCAAGCAAGAACCGCUAGUAACGUAGGAGGCUAUCACCUUUUUCUGUACCGUGAAGCAGCUUGAAGUACAAGUACACCCUCUGGCCAGGACACUGGUCUAUCGCAGAGAAUAAGAGCCAUAUAUAACUCUCUCUAAAUGUGGCUCUGAGGACAAUCAACUGCUGUUGUACAUGCUAGCAGUGGUGUGACUGAACAAAAGUACAUUGAAUUACCAAGUGAAUCGA
Coregonus sp. 'balchen' is the source of this 13679-nucleotide messenger RNA. The record is from the annotation of a GenBank genome assembly. Lineage: Eukaryota; Metazoa; Chordata; Actinopteri; Salmoniformes; Salmonidae.